Molecule: messenger RNA, 1233 nt
Organism: Lymnaea stagnalis (great pond snail)
Lineage: Eukaryota; Metazoa; Mollusca; Gastropoda; Lymnaeidae
Source: the annotation of a GenBank genome assembly
CACUAUGAUCCGGACUGUACUGAAAAUACAACAAUAAAAUACCUCGAUGGCAACAAAAAAGAUGGCUAUGAAUUCAAUUCCUUCUAUCUUGUGUGUCUGUGGUUUAUAGAGGUUUACAGUGUUUUGAAUAUUAUCAAAGAGAUAUUACAGUUGAUAACACAAGUAAGGAUUUAUUUGUUUGUUUUUAUUAAACAAAUUAAAUCAAUUACAUAAUUAAACCAUCUGAUGGGGUUUAAUUAAAAUUUUAUUUUAAAAAUGAAAGCAUUAUAAAUAAUGCUAGAUAAAACAAUUGUUACAUAACAUAUUUUUUUUGCUAAUGUUUGUUGAGAAUACAUAUUUCCAUUGUUUCAGAGACAAUUCUACUUUGCUGACAUUGGUAAUGCAUUAGAAUGGUCACUGUAUUCCUCAACACUGAUAUUUGUAACACCUUUCUUCUCCGGUAAAUCUUUUCACUGGCAGUGGGAGGCUGGUGCUGUUUGUGUGUUUCUUGCCUGGUUUAACUGCCUAGUUUUUCUUCAGAGGUAACACCACGCUUUUAUAUAACUAUCAGCACUUAAUAUAAAUUGCAAUAGUGUUUGUAUGAUAAAUGAUGUGAUGGUGUAUGGGACAUUUAGCAUAAAAGCAGUGCUUUAGAGCAGCCCUGAAAGCCCUACUGUAUGUCUUGGCUAAUUCAAAGGCCUAAAUUUGUGAUGUUGAAAAAUUUAAAGGAAAUUAUUUUAAAUUGUAUGGAAUAACUAAAUAUUUGACUAUUGUGGCAAUAUCUUCAAUUUAAUUAUAUUAUUUUUAGCCCACUAACUGUAAAAACAAACGAUAGUAUAAAUUUUUUGUUUCACCUUCAAGUACAUUAGUAUUAAAAGAACAAGAUAAGGAUCUCAUGUUUAUAUUUUGAAACAUCCACUAAUAAAAAAAAAAAGGAGGGGGGUGGAGUUUUAAUGGAGAGGGUGACACAUUUUAGUCACCCCAUUUUGAUUUAAGUGCAAUGAAAAGAGACAAUAAACAAUAGGGACAGAUAAUUUUUAUCCUUAAUUUUUUUCUGUCAUGGAACUGAAAAUAAACUGUACACAAAAAUUAUUCUAAUGUUGUUGUUUUUUCUGCUUGUUUUUCAAUAAAUUGAUCAAUUACUAACUUUUUAGGUUUGACUUCUUUGGCAUUUAUGUUGUCAUGUUCUUGGAGAUUUUGAGAACCCUUGUUCAAGUACUUUGUGUCUUUUCUAUACUGAUCAUUGCCUUCGGC